AUCAGCUGUGUCCAAUCACAGCUGAUCGCGAGCUGUCACGCUGAUGAUCAGUGUGCCCUGAUGAUCAGUGUAGCCCCAUCAGUGCCACCUGUCAGUGUCCAUCAAUGCCACCUGUCAGUGCCCAUCAAUGCCACCUGUCAGUGUCCAUCAAUGCCACAUAUGAGUGCCUACCAGUGCACAUCAAUGUUUUAUCAGUGCCCAUCUGAGCUGUCUAUCAGUGCCAGUCAGUGCUGCCUAACAGUGCCAGUCAGUGCCACCUAACAGGGCCAGUCAGUACCACCUAUCAGUGCCAGUCAGUGCCACCUAUCAGUGCCAUAUAUGAGUGCUGCCU
This is a messenger RNA of Staurois parvus, 331 nucleotides long. The record is from the annotation of a GenBank genome assembly. NCBI's taxonomy places the organism in Eukaryota, Metazoa, Chordata, Amphibia, Anura, Ranidae.